Hippocampus zosterae (dwarf seahorse) is the source of this 2429-nucleotide messenger RNA. Its product is annotated as arrestin domain-containing protein 3-like. Gene Ontology annotation, biological process: protein transport. Gene Ontology annotation, cellular component: cytoplasm. Bases 334 to 1701 code for a protein of 455 amino acids. The record is from RefSeq and is a predicted model, not a curated record. The transcript has 8 exons. Lineage: Eukaryota; Metazoa; Chordata; Actinopteri; Syngnathiformes; Syngnathidae.
AGCGUCGCAGCCGUCCUCCUUUGCCCGCGUGAGUGCGCACGCCCCCCCUCCCCACGCACUCUCGCGCGGCACGCACAUGCUCAGUGAGGUUAUUUUUGCGCACGGAGCCUUUUAAGACGAGCGUGCCAGCCCGCACGCGGCAGCACUCGCUCGAACCGAACCGGAGCGAGAGCAUCAGACGAGCGGGACCCAAACCCCGAUGAGCCAGCACCGACGGCGGGCGGGCUCCGUCCGGGCCACACGGGAGCUAGGGGCCACUCGGCUCCGCUCUUGAAUGCCCGGCCGCGAACACUCUUCCGCGGGGGACUUUGGCUCGUCGUCUCGGUCGUCGACAUGGUUCGGGGUAAAGUUCGGGCGCUGGCGGUGUGCUUCGACACUCUGAAUGAGAGCAACCUGCCGGUGUUCUCCGGCGGGGAGUUGGUGUCCGGUCGCGUGGUGGUGGAGGUGGCCGGGGAUGUGCGCGUCCGCAGCCUGGACGUGACUGCGCGCGGGGUCGCCAAGGUCCGUUGGACCGAGUCUCGCAACGCAGGAGCCAACACGGCCUACACGCAGAACUACACAGAGGAGGUUGAGUACCUGCACCACCGGGAUACGCUCAUCGGCGAAGAGCGAGAUGAUGACAUGGCAGACGAAGGCAUCACCGUGCUGCACAGCGGCUUGCAUGAGUUUGCCUUCAGCUUCCACCUGCCGCAGAUGGCGUUGGCGACGUCGUUCGAGGGCAAACACGGCAGCGUGAGGUACUGGGUGAAGGCGGAGCUCCAGCGACCUUGGAUGCUUCCCGUCAAGGUUAAGAAGGAGUUCGUCGUCUUCGAGCACAUCGACAUCAACACGCCCCUGCUGCUGGCUCCUCAGGCGGGCAGCAAGGAGAAGACUUUGUGCUGUUGGUUCUGCGCGUCCGGUCCCAUCUCGCUCAGCGUCAAAGUGGCUCGCAAAGGCUACACGCCAGGCGACUCCAUCCAGAUUUUCGCCGAGGUGGAGAACUGCUCCACCCGUGUGGUGGUGCCCAAGGCGGCGCUGUACCAGACGCAGACCUUCUUUGCCAAGGGCAAAGGCAAAGAGAUCCAGCAGCUGGUGUCCAACCUGCGAGGGGAAGCCUUGGCUCAGGGCAAGAGUCAAAGCUGGGAGGGCAAGAUGCUCAGGAUCCCGCCCGUGUCGCCGUCCAUCCUCGACUGCCCCAUUAUACGCGUGGAGUACGCCCUUGUGGUGUAUGUGGACAUUCCCGGCGGUCUCAACUUGUCGCUGUCGUUGCCUUUGGUAAUCGGGACCAUCCCGCUACACACCGCCGCCUCCCGCACCUCUAGCAUCAGCAGCCAUGGCAGUGCUGCUGGCUGGCUGGGCGUGCCAGAGCACCCUGAGGCUCCGCCCAGCUACAGUGAACUGGCCAUCCCGGAGUCGCACCGCCGCCACUUCCUGCACGGCGUCCACGAGCACGAACAAGAACAUGCUAGCGCGGCGUUGCUCACGUACAUCACGGAAUUCCGAUAUCUGCCGCCUCCACUGUACGCCGAGGUGAACACAAAUACACUUCCUGCUUCCGUUCAAAGGAUUGACGGCAUGCUCCACUUUUUGUGCAGCGUGUUGUUCAGCGGACUAAUUAUAUCGUGGACCCAUAUCCUGAGCCGGUGGAGCCCGGCCGCCCUGACACGUGUCCGUCACGCUGAAAAGGUGAAAACCUGGAGCUCAUCUGCUGUACCAACGUGACACUCUGCUCCUCCCCAUAUCCAGCCGAGCCAGGAUCACAUGACCGCUUGUUUCAUUGAUGGGUGGAGAUUCCUGGGACGGGACAAGACGUCGCCACCCGCUUGCCACCUUCCUUCUUCCUCCGAACUUUUUGGACACGUCUGUAAACACACCACCCGAAACCACCAAACAAAUAUGCGCAUGUCCAUGCUCACAUGUGAAGUCACAUGUGGGAGAGUUUGGAAGUUGGCAGUGAAAAAAGACUUGACGGAAUGUCACCCGAAGCACUUAAACUUCAUCAUGAGUGUGUGUGUGUGUGUGUGUUGGGAAACAAGAAUGCGAAAGUGUGUGUGUGUGUGUGUGCAGAGCUAAAAGCACAAACGACCAACUUCAAAGAACCACAAGUCGCCUGUUUUGAUGUUUGCUCAGAGCUAAAUAUUAUUAUUCAUAAUAAUGAGAAUACUUUUUUUACGAGGGCGUUCCAUGUCCAAAGAACGCCGAAAUACGACGAAAAAAAUGUAAGAAAUGUUUACAGGAAAAUUUGGUCAAACGUCCUUGAAUGUUUGGAAGAUGACUAAAGUGCAAUAUUUUUUCAUAUUUUUAUAUUUGUCCUUUGAGCACGACUUUUCCAUAUCUGUUGCUCUUUCCAUCUUUGUGCUUUAUUAUUGUUAUGAUUAUAAUAUGAUGAUCUACUUGCUGUCACGAAUAACUUUUGAUAAAGAAAAAUAAAAGUUUAUUUUAAGAAAAAA